AGAUGAACAGUACGUAGCAAUGGUUAUUUUGAAGGUCUCUUUUUAACGUCUUAAGUGUGAUUUGUCGCUGAAUUAUGGGCGGGGUGGUAAACCAGUCCUACAAGGCAGUUGCCUGGCUGUGUCCUCUCAUUGUCAUUCAAGUUUCACUGCAUACAGACCAUGCCCAGUGACUCAUAGACUGCAUCUGAUGGAUGGAAGCUGUUUUUUAGUCUUUAGUCGGCCUAUUUUAGACUUAUUUUACGGAGAACCUUGAGUUAAGAAAAAACGGAAUGUUGUCGUUGUUUUCAUGAUGUUACAUUCAAGUUAUAUUUACCAUACUGGACUAUGGCAGGGUAGAGCGUAAUUCAAAGGAAGUAUUGCUGAGGCGUUCCUCAAACGCGUCGGGCGCAUCUUCAAGAACCGACACAACAGCGCACUGAACUUAUAAAUAACAGCUGGAGCGGUACGCAGUUUACACGUUUGGUGGAAGAUACAUUUCAUCAUGCUGAAAUCAAAGAGCAAAGCUGAUAAGACGGAAAAGGUUCUGGCGGCGGAGAAAGAGCAGUUUGGAAAACAGCAGCUCCACAGCAUCACCAAGACCCUCACCGCGGCCGAAACCCCACUCAAAGAAAAAUAUGCAAGGAACAUCAUCCUGGGCACACACAAGGAGAGUGGCGCCACCACCUUCAUGUCCUACUGCCAGAACCUGCCUCUGUCCAGCAGCUCCGUGAUCAGCUGGAAGUACUGCUACAUGCUGCACAAGGUGCUCAGGGACGGACACCCCAACGCUGUUCGAGACUGCAACAGAAGGUCUCGCAAUGUCCGAGAUAUGGGCAUUCUGUGGGGAAACCUUCAUGACCGAUAUGGACACCUUGUGGCUUUGUCCGCCAAGUACCUCUGUCUCAAAAUGGAGUUUCACGUCAAGCACAAGUGUAUCCCAGGCAACCUGGAGGCCAGCGACGAGGCUGUGGAGAGAGAAGCAGGAAGUGACAAGAACCAAGUGUUAGACAUGACUCAGGAACUACUGGAAUACCUGGAUAAUGGGCUGAAAUUUGCUGACACAGUGCUGCGUCAGGUGGACGCUAUCGGGGCUAAGUCCACCACCGCCUCUGGCCAGUGCCGACUGGCCCCCCUUAUCCCCGUCAUCCUGGACUCCAGCUUCCUUUACCACUUCUCCGUCAUACUGCUCUUCAAACUCCACAGCCGUAUUUCACCGGAUUCUCUUCUUGGACACAGAGAGAGAUUUCGGGAUCUUUUCACAAGUCUCACAGAGUUCUACAACCGGACUAGAGAAAUUGAGUUCUUUAAAACCAUAAUUCAGAUCCCAGACCUACCAGACUCCCCCCCGAACUUCCUGCGUGCCGCCGCGUUUGCCGAGUACAAGCGACCCGUGGUUGUCGUGGGCGACGGGGAGCCCCAUGAGGAGGAGGAGGCGGGGGGGCAACCAGAGCCCCGGGACGCGCCCCAGAACCAGCAGUACUACUCCGUCAACCAGUACGGCCUGCCCGAGGCACAGGAGCAGAGGGAGACCGAGAUCCUGAGGAAGGAGCUGCUGGUCCUGAAACCAGAGCUACAGCUCAUCAAGACCGAGGCCCAGAGGUGUGUGAUGGAGCUGAAGGGCCAGGUGAACCGGCUGGAGGCCCAGCUGGAGGAGCAGACCACCCACAAGCAGAUGGCCCUGGUGGGCAACGAGCAGCUGAGGAUGGAGGUGGAGGCGCUGCGCUGCACGGGCGUGGCCAACGCCGGCGCCCAGGUGGGCUACAAGGAGGCCGACACCAGGGCCCAUGCAGCAGAGAUGCGCUUCUCUCAACUGAAGGAGCGACAUGCAGAGCUGGUGACCAGUCAUGCAGACCUCAUGAAGAAGAAUGCAGAGACGGUUAGGGUGCUGUCAGGUAUGAAAAACGACAAAGACGACAUGCAAAUCACUAAACAGCAGGUGUCUAAUGAGUUGGAUCGCAUCCGGCAGGAAAACAGAGCACAGAUGGAGAAACAGCAGCAGGAGAUGGAGCGGAUGAGGAAUGAUCUGUUGGCGCAAAAAGCAGAACUGGAUCACGCUCGGAGCGCUCUGGGGCAGAAGGAAAUGGAAGGGUCCCAGCUGAGCGGCCUGCUGGCCGGGCUCCAGGCCGAGAGGGACAUGCUGCUCCGCUCGGCCAGCGACAAGGACGCAGAGCUCAGCUCUCUCAGGCAGCAGGCCCACUCCCUGCAGAGCUCCCUCGACCAGGAGAGAGACCGCCACAACAGGGAGAUGGAGGCUCUGAGGGCUCAGCUGCAGCAGCAGCUGGCGAUCAACGCAGAGCAGAAGCUGGAGAUCGACAGGCUGAGGCGAGAGCUGGACCAGGCCCGCAUGCAGGCGUCCAACGCCAGCACCGCCCUGCAGACCAAAGAGAUGGUGGGGUCCCAGCUGAGCGGCACCCUGGCGGGCCUGCAGGCGGAGAGGGAGGUGCUCCUGCGCUCGGUGCGGGACAAGGACUCGGAGCUGGCCUCCCUCCGGCAGCAGAGCCAGCUCCAGCAGAGCUCCCUGGACCAGCACCGGCAGAUGGCCGGCAUGGAGCUGGGGAGCCUGCAGGCACAGCUGCAGCAGCAGGCGUGCCGGGAGGGGGAGCUGACCAGGAAGCUGCAGGAGGAGCAGUUCUGCCUGCUGCAGUGCGCCGUGGUGGAGGCGGAGGGCAUCGUCCUGGACGCCAUGGCCAAGAUCGACGACCCCAUCCACGUCCGCUGCACCAGCUCCCCUGACUACCUGGUGAGCAGAGCUGAGGUGGCGCUGGGCUCCAUAGACAAGAUGCACCAGAACCAGCUGGUCUACAUGGGGAACAUGAGCGAUGCCAGUGGUCUACUUAGAGCCGUCACCCAGUUCUCCCACCUGGCAGCGGACACCAUCGUCAAUGGAGCCGCAGCCUCCCACUCUGCACCCACUGACCACGCUGACCGUCUGACGGACGGCUGCCGGGACUGCUCCGCCCACUGCCUGCAGUUCCUGAAGGAGCUGAAGCUACAGAGCACCCUGCCGCGCGCCGACCCCACCGCCAUGCGCUACGCCGUCCAGAGGAUCCUCGCCCUGGGACAGGAGCUGCAGCCCAGAGGGAGAGACGUGCUGAAGGAGGAGAUGGGCGACAUGGUGGACAAGGAGAUGGUGGCCACCUCCACCGCCAUAGAGGAGGCCGUGCUGCGCAUGGACGAGAUAAUGAGCCAGGCCAGACGAGAUACGACCGGAAUAAAACUAGAAGUCAACCAGAGUAUUCUUGGGUCCUGUUCGGAUCUGAUGAAGGCCAUUCAUAUGCUGGUGACCGCUGCGACCGACCUGCAGAAGGACAUUGUGGAGAGUGGAAGGGGGGCAGCAUCUGCAGAUGAAUUCUACGCCAAGAACUCCCGCUGGACCGAGGGUCUGAUCUCAGCCUCCAAGGCCGUCGGCUGGGGGGCCACCCAAAUACUAGAGUCGGCCGACCGAGUCGUGUCGCACAACGGUAAAUACGAGGAGCUCAUCGCCUGUUCACAUGAGAUCGCAGCCAGCACUGCCCAGCUAGUGGCGUCUUCCAAGGUGAAGGCGGACCGCAACAACAAGAAGCUGUACACGCUGCAGCAGGCGUCAAGACACGUCAACGACAUGACCGCCGUCGUGGUUACCUCCACCAAGCACGGACAGCAGCAGGUCACGGAAAAAACUCCGAUGGACUUCACUGGAAGGUCUCUCAUCAAGCUCAAAAAGAUGGAGAUGGAGGCUCAGGUGAAGGUGCUGGAGCUGGAGAGCGAGCUGGAGCAGGAGCGCGUGCGCCUUGGGGAGCUGAGGAAGAAGCACUACGACAUGGCUGGAGACCACCAGGGGGAGCCAGAGAGAGGAGGGGACGGCGACGGAGCGGACAGCUUCCCCCCUCCGCCUCCUCCCACACUACUACCUGAGCUCCCCUCCGCCCAAACACAGCCCUACCAGAGCAGCACCUCCGCCACCACCACCGCCGCCACCACCACCAGCACCACCACCAGCACCACCCAGGGGCUCGGCAACAGCAACCCCUUCCUCAAAGCCCUCACAGAGGCGUCGCUUGCACCGUCACCGCCGUCAUCGUCGCUGUCAUCGUCCGCAACAGCGGCGUCUACGCCCCUUUCGACGUCCCAGUUGUUCACACCAACGCCUCAGCCCUACACUGCUGGUCAGCCCUUCACACCUGGUCAGACGUAUGCACCGUACACACCGUCUACCCAACCGUACACACCGUCUACCCAAUCGUACACACCGUCUACCCAAUCGUACACACCGUCUACCCAACCGUACACACCAUCUACCCAACCGUACACACCAUCUACCCAAUCGUACACACCGUCCGCCCUAUCAAACACACCCUUCGCCCUAUCAAACACACCAUCCACCCUCUCUUACACACCAUCGACCCAGCCUUACAUACCAUCGGCCCAACCUUACACACCCUCCGCCCUAUCAAACACACCCUUCGCCCUAACAAACACACCAUCCAGCCUCUCUUACACGCCAUCACCUCAAUCCUAUCUCCCGUACACUCCGAAUCAGUCUUUCACACAGUCGCCGCCCAACGCGGCGUUUAACCCCACCCAAAGCUCCACCAAACCUCAGGGCUAUUUACCAUCACCACUCCCAACGUUGACCGUCCCCACGUCCCUGAACCCGGUCUCCAAACAAAAGACGACUCCACAGAGCAGCCCGACGCCCGCCCGGAAGCCGAACAUCUUCACCAAGUCGGGCAACCUCUUAAAGAACGCGUUCAGAAAAAGUGAGGCUGGAAGCGGGGAAUCCUGACUGGAACACGCCUGGACUCGUAAAUCUACCAUCUGCUCAGAGCUUCAAAUGUUCUAAAUAAAAUAUUGUAUGCAUAGAGCUUUUAUCUCUGUGUUUCACCUCUCUUUGUAAUAAUUUUGUGGAAAGAAUGUCAUUAAAGUUCAUCAAAUUGUAAUUCA
This is a messenger RNA of Gadus morhua (Atlantic cod), 4902 nucleotides long. RefSeq names its product huntingtin interacting protein 1 related (gene hip1ra). Gene Ontology annotation, cellular component: cortical actin cytoskeleton; clathrin-coated vesicle. The record is from RefSeq and is a predicted model, not a curated record. Gene Ontology annotation, biological process: clathrin coat assembly; endocytosis; actin filament organization. The coding region runs from base 482 to 4744 and encodes 1420 amino acids. Gene Ontology annotation, molecular function: phosphatidylinositol-3,4-bisphosphate binding; phosphatidylinositol-3,5-bisphosphate binding; clathrin light chain binding. Lineage: Eukaryota; Metazoa; Chordata; Actinopteri; Gadiformes; Gadidae. The transcript has 33 exons.